UCCAAAAAAAAAAGGCAGGGGCUUAGAGAGGUUCACACACCCUAAUCUCCCCAAAACUCCACACAGUUCUGCAGCACACAUGCCCACAAACACACACACACACACACUUCAAAUCUCAGUUUCAUCUCUCUUGCACUAAAAAUGCUCUGUUGGGAAUUGAGUUUAGCCCUACUGUUCACCGGCUUCCCAGCGUGGGCUCUGCCUUCAACUAACAUCAAGAUCACACAAGCACUGCCCCUGCAACUGACAGACUCAAACCAGCAUGUGACAUGUCCGCUCUUCUGGACUGAAUUUGAGGGUUACUGUUACCGCUUCUUCCCCUUGAACCGCACCUGGGCCGAGGCAGAUCUGUACUGCGCUGAAUUCUCAAACGGACACAAAUCAGCCAAACUCACCUCCAUCCACAGCUGGGAAGAAAAUGUGUUUGUCUAUGAUCUUGUGAACAGCCGUGUACCAGGAAUUCCAACAGAUAUUUGGAUUGGCCUUCAUGACAGAAGACAGGAGGGCACUAUGGAAUGGACAGAUGGGUCACCAUAUGAAUACAAUUACUGGGAUGGAAAUCAGCCAGAUGAUGGCAUCCAUCGCAUCCCUGAGGAGGAGGACUGUGUGGAGAUCUGGUACAGACAAAACAGUGCUCUGAGGUCUUGGAAUGACAACAACUGUGAUAAGGCCUUUCCAUUCGUCUGUAAGAUUCCGACACUGGAAAGCUAAGCUCAGGUCUAAGAUUGUUCUCCAGUUCUUUAUCAUCAUUCAUCAUCAACAAUGACAUCCCAACAUCCCUCGAUCACAGUGUAGCAACAAGAUGUCAGCUCGUUGGCAUUCCUGCAGUGAUGAUGGUCUCUCUCUAGCCUGUUAUAGGCACUUCAAAUGCUUUUUUCUCCCUUCCCUCCAGUUCCCUGCCCCCAUCAUCCCUCCAUCACUGUUGCUGUUUUCUUGUUCCUCGGGGGCCAUGAAUCAAGAUGUUCACAUUCCUCAGUUCAACACUUUUGGGAAUGAACCUUUUCUUUUCUCACCAGGAGCUGUUGCUUAUAUUAAUAUUGACGUGGUGAUGUUGUUGGGAAUUAUCUUAAGACCUGUUUGGUCUCCACAGAGAUAGUAAGCUGCAGUAUUAGUGUUAUAGGCUAUAGGACAAAUAGGGUAUAUUUGCAGAAAACUUUCUGUAAUUUUUGUAAGAGGAUGGUCUUAUUUUUAAUGUGUGUCCACUGCUUGACUCCUGAGACUGGAUCUGGCAUCCAGUAAAUGCUGCCAUAAUGUCCAGCCUUGCACAUUUAUCUAUCACUGACCUAGAAGGUGAGAUUCUGAAAGAGAGGGGAUUUAAGUCUCUGUUGACUGCAAAGCUUCAAACGACAGAAAGAGCUUAACCUUAGCCAGGCUGAUGACCUUUUCUGCUUUUCUCUCCAAUUAGUGACCAAAAAAAAAAAAAAAAAA
Pimephales promelas (fathead minnow) is the source of this 1428-nucleotide messenger RNA. RefSeq names its product C-type lectin domain containing 19A (gene clec19a). The record is from RefSeq and is a predicted model, not a curated record. Lineage: Eukaryota; Metazoa; Chordata; Actinopteri; Cypriniformes; Leuciscidae.